AUGCAACCCUCGAGAAAGGGACGCCCAUCCACCACGAGCGCCAAGUCAAGCACCAGUCGAUCUCGAGGUCUUGGCGGAGGCACUACGGGAGCCAAGCCCAGGAAUAUCCAUUUUUGGCCCCCCGCUAGUAAGGCCACUCCGAUCCCCCAGACGUCGCCUGCAUGGGACUCCACAGGCCCCGGUCUGCAGUCCAGGGGCCACCCAAGCCAUGCUCCAAGCACAUCCAGCAGAGGGAAUCAGAAUCAGGCGCGACCUCAAUCAUCCAAUUCAGCGUCCGUGGCCAGAACCGGCGCCCGGCAAUGGCUCGCCGACGGCCAGAAUGAGCGGAAUCUGGCGUCGGCAACAGAAAUGGCCCCAGUCGGCCAUCGUAGAGGUGCUUAG
Molecule: messenger RNA, 381 nt
Organism: Geosmithia morbida
Lineage: Eukaryota; Fungi; Ascomycota; Sordariomycetes; Hypocreales; Bionectriaceae
Exons: 4
Coding region: 1-381 (126 amino acids)
Source: RefSeq, a predicted model, not a curated record